UACCAACGGCAUGUCGUGGAUAAAUAAACAAAAUAAACAAAAUGUUCGGGUGAUCUGCGGAGAAAUCAGCCUCGGCGCCCUCCCUCCUCGUCUCUAGCGAAAACAGCAGGAAAAAAUGGCUUCGUCCUCAACUAUUUUGAGAACUGAAAUCCUCUCUCUGUACCGCUCUCUUCUACGCACAGCUCGCCAAUUCUGCGACUACAGCAUCAGAGAAUACACGAAGCGCCGCGCUGUCGACGCCUUUCGUGAAAACCGGAACCUAUCAGACCCUUCUUCAAUCUCCGCCGCUUUCUCCGAUGGAAAGGAUCAGCUCGACGUCGCUCAACGACAGGCCAUCGUCUACUUUUUCUACGCCCCCAAAACCAAGAGCGUCAUGGAGACCAGUUCCUAUUCUUCUUCUUCUUGAAAGAAAAAGCACCUUCGUGUUCAAGAUGAUGAUGGGUAAUUUUAUUUAUCUUGAUUUUAAUUUGUAAUAGCUGAUAUUGUAUUUCGUGGUACUAGCAAGUCUAGUCUGAAAAGUGAGUUUUGAUAUCGUAUGAGAACUGAAUUCUUUCUUCUUUGGAACAAUUGAUCCGGAUUUUAAUUUACUACUUUUAGUUGCUUAUUUCAACUUAUAA
Messenger RNA from Hevea brasiliensis (rubber tree), 617 nucleotides. RefSeq lists its product as uncharacterized. NCBI's taxonomy places the organism in Eukaryota, Viridiplantae, Streptophyta, Magnoliopsida, Malpighiales, Euphorbiaceae. The record is from RefSeq and is a predicted model, not a curated record. The transcript has a single exon. Bases 116 to 406 code for a protein of 96 amino acids. Gene Ontology annotation, biological process: iron-sulfur cluster assembly.